AUGAGUGAUAUUGAUGAGAAGAAUGAUACAAAAGAAAGUUCGUUUUCCAGUGAUGUUGUGUUGCUUUCAUUGCUAAUUUCUGGUUCGACACUUGGUGCAAUUGCUGGUUAUAAUAGAUAUUUAAAACAAGUGACAAAAGCAACUGAUAUCCCAAAUUAUAUGUUUCGUAAGAGAUGGAUGUAUGGUAAAGUCACUGCAGUUGGUGAUGGUGAUAAUUUCCACUUAUUUCAUACCCCAGGUGGCAUAUUUGGAGGAUGGGGGUGGUUAAGAAAGGUUCCAAAAUUACCCAAAUCCGAUUCCAAUGGUUUAAUUGUAUCAAGGAAGAAAACUUCCAAUUUCUAUUCAGGAUUAAAAAAUUCAUAUCAUAAAUUUACUGGUUCUUAUAGAUAUUCAUCUGAAUAUUUUUUGGAUUUAAAAGUGCCAUACAAGAAUUUAAGAAAUUUACCAACUGUUCCAAUAAGGUUAUGUGCCAUAGAUGCACCUGAACGUGCACAUUUUGGUAAUACUUCACAGCCAUAUGGUGAUGAGGCACUGAUAUGGCUUCGUAAUAGACUUUUAGGUAAAUAUGUUUGGGUUAAACCUUUAUCUGUUGAUCAAUACAACCGAUGCGUUUCAAAAGUUGUCUGUUGGAAUUGGCUUGGAUGGCAAAACAUCAGUUUACAAAUGGUAAGACAAGGUUUAGCAGUAGUUUAUGAGGGAAAGACAUCAGCAGAAUUUGAUAGAGAAGAAUUCUUAUACAGAUUUUAUGAAAGAAGAUCAAAAGCUAAGAAGAGAGGUUUAUGGAGGCAAAGAGUAAUUGAAACUCCAGGCGAAUAUAAGAAAAAAAUUAAAAAGUAA
This is a messenger RNA of Vanderwaltozyma polyspora DSM 70294, 837 nucleotides long. It is a transcript of the gene LCL3, whose product is annotated as Lcl3p. Bases 1 to 837 code for a protein of 278 amino acids. Gene Ontology annotation, cellular component: mitochondrion; cytoplasm. The record is from RefSeq and is a predicted model, not a curated record. NCBI's taxonomy places the organism in Eukaryota, Fungi, Ascomycota, Saccharomycetes, Saccharomycetales, Saccharomycetaceae. The transcript has a single exon.